This is a messenger RNA of Cucurbita moschata (crookneck pumpkin), 2381 nucleotides long. RefSeq names its product outer envelope protein 64, mitochondrial. Bases 280 to 2097 code for a protein of 605 amino acids. The record is from RefSeq and is a predicted model, not a curated record. Lineage: Eukaryota; Viridiplantae; Streptophyta; Magnoliopsida; Cucurbitales; Cucurbitaceae. The transcript is spliced from 13 exons. Gene Ontology annotation, molecular function: protein binding.
UGAGACAUUGGCGUCGCCAGCUGCAAUGCACGAGGGUGGGGGUUUUGCGAGUGCAUGGAGCUGAAAUGGAGUGUGGCUGAGAUGGGUUUCUUUCAUGGGCCAUGAGUAAUUGGGUAGAGACAUGGGCUUAAAUGGGUAAUGGGUAUUAGACAUGAGCUUGUACGAACUGAAGACCGAAUCAAAUUGAUCGGUUUAAACCUUCCUAAAACCCUCCGUUUCUUCUAAUUUCCUCAUUCAUUUUGAUUCUCAACCCCAAUCAAUCUGCUCCGAUUGCGAUUCAUGUCAAAGCCCCUAAAGUUCAUGCAAUCCAAUGCUUCUAACCCCAAACUCUGGAUCCUGAUCGGGGUUAGCGUCGCCGGAAUCGUAAUUUAUGCAGAGACCCGAAGGAGAAGAAAUGGCAAAGUGUUGCAGAGAGAGGACUUUGGUGCCUUCGUCCAUCGUUUUGAGCUUAAACCUUUCCCUCAGCCGCCGCCGCCCGCCGCCAGACUUCCCCUUACCGGCCUCAUUUUCGCCGUCAAGGAUGUAUUCGACGUGAAGGACUAUGUGACGGGGUUUGGCAAUCCGGACUGGAAGAGGACUCAUGAUGUUGCUGAGAAGACCGAUGGGGCGGUAACUCUUCUGCUCAUGAAUGGGGCUGCUUGUGUUGGGAAGACUGUUAUGGAUGAACUGGGUUUUGGGAUUACUGGGGAGAACAAGCAAUAUGGAACUCCUACCAAUCCAAAGUUUCCAUCAUUUGUAUGUGGAGGUUCUUCUAGUGGGUCUGCCGUGGCUGUUGCAGGAGAGCUUGUUGACUUUGCUCUUGGCACUGAUACGGUUGGUUGCAUCAGAAUUUCAGCUUCAUUUUGUGGUAUAUUUGCAUUUCGUCCCUCUCAUGGAGUCGUACCAAUGAAUAGAGUUUUGUCGAAUUCGCCGAGCUUGGAUACUGUUGGAUGGUUUGCUCGUGAUCCAUCCAUUCUACAUCGUGUUGGGCAUGUUCUACUCAAACUGAAUUCAGUAGAACCUCGAAGGAUGCGACGCCUUGUUUUUGCUGAUGAUCUAUUUCAGCUUUCCAAGGUUCCUUUGCAAAAGACUGUUCAUGUCGUUAAAAAGGCUAUAGAAAAUCUAUCUGGUUAUCAGUCUCCAAAACACAUGAACUUUGGUCAGUACUUGGUGUCUAAAAUCCCGAGCCUGAAAGAGUUCCUUCAACAACCCCCGAACUCGCAAAAAGGAAUUUCUAUUUUCAAAGCUUUGUCAUCUGUUAUGAUUUUAUUACAGAGAUGCGAAUUUAAAAUAAAUCACGAAGAAUGGAUUAAGUCGGUCAAACCCAAGUUAGGAUCUAACGUAUCUGAAGAUGUUCUUGCAGCAAUUAAAACAUCUUAUGAUGAUAUGAAAACGCUUUAUAAAGUCAGAACGGAGACGAGACUUGCACUUCAAAGUUUAUUAAAGGAUGAUGGCAUAUUAGUAAUUCCCACAACUGCAGACCUCCCACCAAAGCUAAGUACAAAGAAGGGAAUUUCUUCGGAGUUUCGUGAUAGGAUAUUUGCAUUAUCAAGCAUUUCAAGCGUGUCUGGUUGCUGUGAAGUUGUUGUUCCUUUGGGAAGGCAGGAUGAUUGUCCCAUAUCCAUUUCACUUUUAACAUUCCAUGGUGCUGAUAAGUUUCUUCUAGACACAGUCUUGGAUAUUUUCUCAGCUCUUCAAGAGCAAGUCAGUAUAGCGUCUAACAGUUCAUCGCCAUUUGCUGAUACCAACGGCGACAUGGAUGCCUCUGAACUAUUGAAAGAAAAGGGCAAUGCAGCUUUUAAAGGAAGACAGUGGAAUAAAGCUGUUAAUUACUAUACAGAAGCGAUUAAAUUAAACGGGACGAAUGCAACUUAUUAUUGCAACCGAGCUGCCGCUUACUUAGAGUUAGGCUGCUUUCAACAAGCUGAAGAUGACUGCAGCAAAGCCAUAUUACUUGAUAAGAAGAAUGUGAAGGCGUAUCUCAGACGAGGAACUGCCAGAGAGUCUCUUCUUCUCUAUAAAGAAGCCAUCAAAGAUUUCAAGCAUGCUCUCGUCCUCGAACCGCAGAAUAAAGUUGCGAAUCUUGCCGAAAAGAGAUUAAGAAAACUGAUCAGUUGAGGAUGCAAUUCUCGUAUCGAAAAUGAAAAGAAAACCCGAAAACGAAUAGCAAAAAGAAACAAAGCCAAGCUGAUAGAAGCAUUGUAAUUGUGCAUUGUCAAAUGAAAAUAAAGAGUAGAGCUGGAAAGGAGUCAGAGCCCAGCGGCAGCUGCCAAUUUUGUGAGUAUAUAUUUAAACUUUAGUGAACCUUAGUUUGGCACAGGACCAUGUGGAAUUCUUUUAUCCAUUGAACCGUGUGGGAAGUUUCAAUUCUAAAUUUGGGUGCUUGUUCUGUGUUGUGAAAA